Molecule: messenger RNA, 4393 nt
Organism: Lethenteron reissneri (Far Eastern brook lamprey)
Lineage: Eukaryota; Metazoa; Chordata; Hyperoartia; Petromyzontiformes; Petromyzontidae
Product: docking protein 6-like
Biological process (GO): cell surface receptor protein tyrosine kinase signaling pathway
Cellular component (GO): cytoplasm
Source: RefSeq, a predicted model, not a curated record
GGAGAGCGAGCGAGAGACGCGUGUGGGAGGAGCGGUGCGGAGUGGUACUGAGGUGCGUGCCUGCGUGAGUCGGAGCGAAAGCAAAGAUCGUCGUCAUCAUCAUCAUCAGGCAGCGGCAGUGAAGCGACACGGAGGAGGAGGAGGGAAGUCGUGCGCUCAGCAAGCAGAGAGGAUGGAGGGCGGAGUGGUGGUGCCUGUGGAUUUCAGCGACGUGGUGAAACAGGGCUAUGUGAGGAUGAGGAGCAGAAAGCUUGGGGUGUACCGCCGCUGCUGGCUGGUGUUCAGGAAGGCGUCGGGCAAGGGGCCCCGGAGGCUGGAGAAGUACGGAGAUGAGCGUGGGGCCUACUCGUACACCGCACACAAGGCGACGGACCUGAGCGGCGCGUGCGCCGUGCUGCGUCUCCCGCGGGACGCGCGGCGGCACGGCGUGGCCAUCACCCUGCACGACGGCUCCACGCGCUCCUUCGCCUGCGAGUCCGAGCUGGAGGCAGAGGAGUGGUGCAAGCUUCUGUCACUUGAGUGUCUGGGCAGCCGAGCUAACGGCAUCAGUCAGGGAGAGCCAGAUCUUCUGGCGGCAGGGGCACAGCGAGAGCAAAAUGAGCGCUUCGCUGUGUACCUGCUACCGUGCCCGGGCCUGGAGCUGUUCGGGGCCUGCUCACUGCAGGUGACGCCCGAGAACAUCCACCUGUGGGACACGCGGGACCCCCGCCUGCGCCUACUCACCUGGCCCCUCGUCUCCCUGCGCCGCUACGGCCGCGACGCCACACGCUUCACCUUCGAGGCCGGACGGUCAUGUGACACGGGCGAGGGCCUCUUCACGUUCCAGACGGCGGACGGCGAGGAGGUGUACGAGCGCGUGCACGCGGCCACGCUGGCGCUCGCCGAGCAGCAUCGCCGCGCCCUGCUGGAGCUGCAGAACAACGCUCGCCUGCUGAGCCCUUGCGGUGAAGACCUCGCUCCGAGCGCCAUGCUACCACGCAGCGCUUACUGGCGCCACAUCACACGACAGAACAGUGACUCUCCUGUCUAUGCUGACGAUGCAGCCAGCAUGGCAGCUGUCCUUCCUCGUGCACACACCUUCUGCACUCUCAGCCAAUCACAGCAGCCCUUCAAGGCCUCGACUCCUCUCUUGGCUUCAGCAUCUCCUGGGUCGCACACUCAUCUGACUCAUCUGGUCCCGUCGGCGGACUCUUGAGGUCUCAUCCUAUCACAAGUCACAAGUGAAUCCAAAUAGCAGACAGGAGCUCCCUGCGGUUUUCGUACCACGCAUCUUUACAUAUGCACGCUGGACACAAAUCCCCACCGAGUAGAGCAGAGCCAUUUGACGAGCGUUUAAUCUUGGCUUAAAAUUUAGUUCACAUCACCCUGCUCUGCCUGGGUGGAUAGCGUGGCGUGUGAUUGACCAUGCCUUCAGGUCUUUCACCUGAAAUGUGAUUGUAGAACAGGCGUAUUGAUUAAUGAGCGGGUGCGGAAGGUUUCCGCUUGAUGUUUUUUUUGUCUGGAGGGCCCAUGAAAAGAUAAUGAUUUAAUUUACUAAAAGCUACACAUCGACACCACGGAGAUUAAGAGCUUUGUGGGUGCAAAUGCUUUGUACGAUGGAAAGUUUUGGGGUAUGAAAAUUUUAACUGACGUAUAAUUGUGUUUUUAUUGCUGUAUAUCUUUUUGAAAUCGGUCAGUCACCUUUUAAUGCCAGGUAUAAUACAAAUGUUGACAAUUGAUUAAUUGAACCCUUAACUUAAUGAGUAAUUAUUCAUUAAAUAUGAACCUGAAUGAAAAAUAAAUAUAAAGUAUCUUGCUGAUAACUUUGUGCAGAUUGACCAAUGACAAGGUUUAUAAAGGGGAAGAUUAUUUGGAUCCUACCUUGACUGCCACAAGAUUACAGUACAGAAAAUGUACUGAAUAUUGAUCCUUCUGAACAUUUGAAACAAGGUCAGAUGGUCAAACGGGAUGUAUAAUGAACUCUUUUUUUCAUUGUCACGUGUGUUAGGGCUGGGACGCAUUUGCAAUAAAGCGACCACAUUGUGAAUUGAUAAAUCUCGUGAACUUAGACUUCUGUUUAAAGAGUCCAGCUGAAAAGCAUUUCUACUUUUUUAGGAUCUUGUAAAAAAAUAAUGUCUGCUAGAAUUACUUAUUUUAGAAGUCGAAUGAUAAAGGUCAAAUAAAUGAUGUUAGUAAUAAUGUCAUGUACAGUUGUUGUGUGAUUGGACUAAUUACACAUCUACGUCUUGUGGUGAGUGAUUAGUCGGUGGUUUUAAGAGGUGGGGAAGGACAGAUUCUGUUAUGUAGUCAGUGAUUUGUAACAGUCCUUUGCACAAAAGGGUAAACUAAAUCAAUUGAACUACAUUUUUUGAUCCAAACGCUUUUAAUUAUGAAACUACCUCGACUGAGGUCACUUAUAGUGUGCGACAUUUUGAAAAAUGAGUUUUUCAUCAAUGGUUUAUUUCCAAAUUAUCGCUGCAUUUUCAAAAGUAAAGUUUUACAUCAAUGGUUUUAUUUCCAAAUUAGCUGCUUUAAAUACAAUGUAUUUAUCUCAUGCAAGAAUGUCUAACAUUAGAUUUUGGCAAUGAGCUCCAAUUUGGCUUAAUUGUAUUUCAAAUAUUGCACUGAUUUCAGUAUGAUUAAUUGAAGAAACUGUAGGCUAAGGAAAGUGUCGUACACCUGGAUAAUCUCCAACUUAUUUCAAAUUUUGUUCGAUUACAGCCCAAGUGCAUAGCGUGUAGAACUUGGAGAUUGCAAAAAUGCAUUCUCUAUAUCCAAGUUAAUAGUCAGUCGAAUGGUAUAUCGAUUUGCAAACAUUUUUAUUCAGAGGUAAGAUAAUUAUUUACUUACACGACUCCUGUAUACACUGUGCAUUCAAAGGUUACUUCUCUAUACUGUGCUGGAGGUUAAAUGGCCACUUGUAAUUUUAAGGCCCCUUCAGUUCAGAAUCACCCUGUGUGGUGUAUGUUUAGUUUAACAUGUACAUAUAAUAUAUACAACAAUCUGCGGUACGUGGAGCAAUGUUGGUGUCAUUGAUGAAUUGUGUUGGAAUACUUUUCAGGUUCUCAACUCCAGAAUUCAGCAGCUCAAUCCAGUCCCAUUUUUUGCAUCACAUUUACAUAUUGGCUAUAUUCUUGUAAUCGCAUUGAUCCAGGUUGGCAUGUUUUGAAAACAUGCACUGGAUUUGGCUGCCCGUGACCUGGAGUUGACGGCUUAGUCUGGGGAGAAGGUGGGCUACAAUUUCUUGUGAUCAUCCCGGCAGCUGCCAGGAGUUUAUCAGGUGUUCAGCUCCAAGGCGUUCCCACAUGUGAAUUCUAUACCUUUGUGCUUAACCCUCCUAAACCAUUAGAUGGAUAGAUUAGUCAUAUGAAAGAUCUCAGAUUUUGUUUUGGCUUACACCAUAUGAUUUUUGGCCUGUUGUCGGACAUUGCUCUCAACGUGCGAGGAGCUUCAUUAGAACCUGAAGCUCCCAGCAUUUGAAAAAGCUCUCGGCACGUGGCAUGAAACGUCAGACAUCACGCCAAACAACACAACGGUAGAGCCCGAAAACACAUCGGAGAGCACGUACAGCACAAUCACACAAAACCUGCAUCAUUGUCAUACGUAUGUAUUACACGUGUGUUUAACAUUUAUUUGCUUGUGGCUGUAAUAGAGUUCAGACCUACCAGCAGGAUCCCAAGAUGUGUUGAGCUGAAAAUCUUCUGUUGCUUCUCGACGGAGGAGUAGAGAUCGAGAGAGGAGACCUUUUGUUGUACUUGAGCGUUUCCCCCCCCUGUAACGUGGGGGUUUAUGGUGGAGCUCACGAGCCUGUGUUGGCCUGCAGUAGUAUUUCGAACGGAAACCUUGAUCUCGUUUGAUCGGCGAUCAAACUACGUGUCUCGUGAACUUUUCGCUGUGGACAAUCGGACGUCUUUGCUUGCUCGUUUUUAUCUGUGGGGUCACCCCACUGCCCUGUACGUGACUAUGUUAGUUUUGUUCAGUGGCGUAACCGAAAGUCGUAAUUUAUAUUUUAAAAAAUGUAUUGGUAAUACUUAGGUGAGUUUAAAAAGCGUCAAAAGAGAUGUUCUACUUUUUUCUUUUUUGUCCAAAUACAUAGGUAUAUCAGUUUUGUUUAAUAAAUACAUUCUACUCAUGUGGUCUUUGGUCAUAUCUGGGAAAUUUGUUGACAUUUCUUAUAAAAAUAUUUCAAAUGUACAAUGUGUAUAUUAUAAACAGACUUUAUUAAAGGAAACUUAAAACGUUUAACCCAAAGAAUGAUCUAAUAUCUUAAUUUUUUUUCCUGGCCAAAUAUAUUGUGUUUUUUAUUUUAAAUACUAUACACAUUGCACAUAUGCUAAAGGUACUAAAGUAUCUGUAUAUUAAAUUAAAAUAAUUGUUUCAAGAUUCUCCAAAAUAAAGUGACAUGUUAACUUGU